This is a messenger RNA of Caenorhabditis angaria, 201 nucleotides long. The record is from the annotation of a GenBank genome assembly. Lineage: Eukaryota; Metazoa; Nematoda; Chromadorea; Rhabditida; Rhabditidae.
AUGUCUGUUCAACAAUUCAACAAAGAAGAUCUUCAAGAAUGGCUCGAUGAUGGUGCAGACGACGAAUAUUCGCAACAAAUCACUCUUCAAGAAAAAUGGCGCAAGAUUGCGAUUUCGAUCAAUCCUGAUUCCACAGAUGGUGAUGCUGUCAAUAUUCAAAUCGAAGAACAAUCGAACUCACUUGCGAUUUCGAAGAAGUGA